AGAUGAAAAUUUGAAUGGACGACAUGAACCUGGACUCUACCAUCAAAUUGGAGUUGGUUUUGAAAGAGAUAAACAAUUAAGUUCCCGGACAAAUGGCCCUGGAAAAUUCGAUUUAGUUUGUGAAAUAAACAAAUUAGGUUGA
Dentiscutata erythropus is the source of this 142-nucleotide messenger RNA. Lineage: Eukaryota; Fungi; Glomeromycota; Glomeromycetes; Diversisporales; Gigasporaceae. The record is from the annotation of a GenBank genome assembly.